AAACGGAUUUUGUAUCUGCGUGGUUAAAUUACCGUUACGUUCACGUCUAUCACAAGGUUUUAUUUCGAGUAUCACUAAAACCAUGUUAAUUCUACGUUCCAUACCCUGAUAACAUUCUCUGAUAACACUUUAAGCAGGUCCCCUGGUCAGGAUCAGGUCCGUAGGCUACCUCAUUCAGCUGCUAUCAGUGUAGGCUAUAACCUAGGCUGCUUCAUAAUUAAUUCAGUUGCGCAUGGUAGUCGUCGUCUGGUAGUUUACCUAUAUGUAAUAGCCAGCAACAAAGUGGAGGUUAUAACCUGUCGUGCGCAAUGAGAAACAACUGACAACAUGAACCCUACCGUCGUGCGCUCAAACCAAAAAGCGCCUUUUUAUAGUUUGGACUACAACAUUUGAAACCUGGCAACCCUACGUACAGCAAAAACUAUCAAUCGCUACCUACGUCACGCAGGUUGCUACAUCAGCUUGCGGACUCCCCUAGUCUUUGCUGAUGCUGGCUAUGAGGCGCAGAAUUAGAACGUGGAACAAACCGAAGUUGGGAUAAAAUAUUAUUGCGUCGUCCUCAUGUUACAUUUGCAAUGCCACCUUCAAAGAGUAGUGAGUAGUAGGAUGCUAAUACAUGACUGUUUGGAAAAGCGGUUUAUUGUAUAUGCUAUUUUCCUGUACAAACAGGCUAUUGCAUUUUAUUUGCAGAUAACGGUAGGCUAUUUUGAUCUUUAUUGUAUCAGUACACAGUGGACUGCAUUUAAUACCACUCUACGCUUUGCGACAAAAUAAAUGAAAUAUCACUGUGGAAUCUUGGAUAGGUUCAUUGCGAACCACAAACCCAACAGAAAUGGCUAUGGCAAGUAUGGUCUUUUCUGACGUGGAAAGUUUUCUCGACAAAAACCCUGAGUUAUUCGAAGACUAUCUAAACAGGAAGGGGAAAUACAGCAUGGUUGAAAAGUGGCUUAAAAAUCAUCAAGCAAGUAAAACUCCAGCGAACGUCACUACGGAGCCAGAGAAAAGCAACGCUUGUAAAGAUAGCUGGGCAAGCAAAGGAGAUGGCUUACAGAGACGAACAUCGCAAAAAGAGCUUCGAAAAACUUUUGCCAGGUCAAAAGCUAUCAAUCACAACAGGACAUAUGAUGAACACGUCAAUUACAGAGCACAGGAGCCUUUGACAAGUAUGAGGAGACGGGCUUUACUGAGAAAAGCCAGCUCCUUACCUCCGACAACCGCUCAUAUUCUGAGCGCCCUGCUGGAAUCACGCGUUAACAUCCCUCAGUAUCCCUCCACAGCCAUAGAUUUCAAAUAUUACUUGAAGCAACAUAAUGAAAGAGAGUUCUUCCUGGAGUUAGUGAAAGACAUAUCGAAUGACUUGGAUUUAACCAGCCUCAGUUACAAAAUCCUAGUAUUUGUGUGUAUUAUGGUUGAUGCUGACCGCUGUUCCCUGUUUCUUGUUGAAGGCAGCGCCAGCAAAAAGACUCUCGUCUCUAAAUUUUUUGACGUGCACGCAGGGACUACCGUGUUGCCAUCUUUUAAUAAUUCGGAUGAAGUUCAAGUUCCUUGGGGGAAGGGGAUAAUUGGAUAUGUUGCGGAACAUGGUGAAACUGUGAAUAUACCAGAUGCGUAUCAGGAUCAUCGUUUCAGUGAUGAGAUUGACAAGAUGACUGGAUACAAGACAAAGUCACUUCUGUGUAUGCCCAUAGAGAACAGCGACGGGGAGAUCAUUGGUGUGGCUCAGGCCAUCAACAAGAACCCUGGUGGUGUUCUCUUUACAGAGGAUGAUGAGAAGGUGCUGCAGAUGUACCUGCCCUUCUGUGGGAUCGCCAUCUGUAACGCCCAGCUCUUUGCUGCCUCCAGGAAGGAGUAUGACCGCAGCAGGGCUUUGCUUGAGGUGGUGAACGACCUGUUUGAGGAGCAGACGGACCUGGAGAAGAUUGUGAGGAAGAUCAUGCACCGCGCCCAGACGCUGCUGAAGUGCGAGCGCUGCUCCGUGCAGCUCCUGGAGGACAUCGAGUCUCCCGUGGUGAAAUUCACAAAGUCGUUUGAGCUCCUGUCACCCAAGUGCAGUGCAGACACAGAGAACAGCUUCAAGGACAGCAUGGAGAAGUCCUCCUACUCCGACUGGCUCAUUAACAACAGCAUCGCUGAGCUGGUGGCCUCCACCGGCCUUCCUGUCAACAUCAGCGACGCCUAUCAAGACCCUCGCUUUGAUGCAGAGGCAGAUCAAUUCUCUGGCUUCCACAUUCGCUCUGUGCUUUGUGUGCCAAUAUGGAACAGCAACCAUCAAAUAAUAGGUGUUGCUCAGGUUCUGAACAGACUGGAUGGAAAGCCAUUUGAUGAUGCAGACCAGAGGCUCUUUGAGGCCUUUGUCAUCUUCUGCGGCCUCGGCAUCAACAACACCAUCAUGUAUGACCAAGUGAAGAAGUCGUGGGCCAAGCAGUCCGUGGCCCUGGACGUCCUGUCAUAUCAUGCCACCUGUUCCAAGACAGAGGUUGACAAAUUUAAGGCUGCAAACAUCCCUCUGGUUUGUGAGCUGGGCAUUGAUAAGCUCUCCUUUGAUGACUUCUCCCUGGAUGUGGACGCCAUGAUCACUGCUGCACUGCGCAUGUUUAUGGAACUGGGCAUGGUGCAGAAGUUUAAGAUAGAUUAUGAGACCCUCUGCCGCUGGUUGCUGACUGUGAGGAAGAACUAUCGCAUGGUCCAAUAUCACAACUGGAGACACGCCUUCAAUGUCUGCCAGUGCAUGUUUGCUAUGCUGACAACGGCGGGAUUCCAGGAGACGCUCACCGAGGUGGAGAUCCUGGCUCUAAUCGUCGGUUGCAUUUGCCACGACCUGGACCACCGUGGCACCAACAACGCAUUCCAGGCCAAAACCGGCUCUGCCCUGUCUCUGCUGUACGGCACCUCGGCCACUCUGGAGCACCACCACUUUAACCACGCCGUGAUGAUCCUGCAGAGCGAAGGGCACAACAUCUUCUCCAACUUGUCCUCCAGUGAGUACAGUGACCUCAUGCAGCUGCUGAAGCAGUCCAUCCUGGCCACUGACCUCACUCUCUACUUUGAGAACAGGAGCAUAUUCUUUGAGCUGGUCAGCAAAGGGGAGUACAACUGGAACGUGAAGGCCCACAGAGAUAUGUGCAGGUCCAUGUUGAUGACGGCGUGUGACUUGGGAGCGGUCACCAAACCCUGGGACAUAUCACGCAAGGUGGCUGAGUUGGUGACCAGUGAGUUCUUCGAGCAGGGAGACAGAGAGAGAUCAGAGCUGAAGCUCACGCCAUCGGCGAUCUUUGACAGGAACCGCAAGGAUGAACUGCCGGGACUGCAGCUGGAGUGGAUCGAUGGCAUCUGUGCCCCCCUGUAUGAGACUCUGGGGAAGCUGAACCCGAAGCUGCAGUCCAUGGUGGAGCUGAUCAGAGCCAACAGGGUCAGGUGGGACGAGCUGCAUCGGCUGAGGCAGAGCAGCCAGGAGGGGGCCGAAACCCCGGACUGCUGCGCCAACGACCCCCCCACCACGGUCGCCACCGCUAGCAGCAGCUGCGUCUGCACGGGGGGCCACGAGAUUAGCGCCGCCGCCGCGCCCUGCGGGGACCCCCCCAAGCCUGCCAGCUAGCCGCUACCGCUGCGCCCCCACUAAGGGUGGGGGGGUCUGGGGGCUUGCGCGUCCUCCGCCUUUUCGCUUGUUUGCAGUCUGCAGCAUACUGAAUGCUGUGCAUGCAGAGGGGUUUUUCUUGAGCUCUGCCCUGUGCUUCACGUGGCCGCUACUGGAGAAUGGGAGAUGACCUUUGACCUCAGGGCCCACAGCAGCCAGAGGUCAGCCGUGACGAAUUUUCUCACCGCGCCCCGCAUUGGAGGGCGACAGAGGCCAUGAAAGAAACUGCACGUUUACCUUGCAGCACUUGCUGACGACAUUCUCUUUCCAUGGGUGGCAUUGUGAACAUGACCAGCUGAAGAACAGAGAACUAUAGAAGUACAGUUUGUGGGGCAGCUUUCCUGUGCACUGCAGUUUGCCAAGAUGAAUUGAAAAGACAGAACACAACCACUAUUUUAUUUAUGUAUUUCCUGCGAGGGAUCCUCAAGCAUACUGUUACAGUGUAAUGUACUACUGUUGCUGUUUUGAGAUUAUCGUCAGAAUAUUGUCAGAGAAUAUUGUUUUUGUUUUUUUGUUUUCUUGAAGGGGCUGAGGGUGAUUUUUCGUAUUUUCUACUGUACAAAUUCUUUUUUUUUCUUCCUGGAAUGAAAUAUGCAAGUGCUGUUUAUGACUUGGAUACUUUGGCUUCGAUAUUCCUGUUGGUGUGAUUAUCAGGGGUCUGUGGGGCCACUGAGCCUACGGCAGUGCUUGCAAUGCAAAUCUUAUAUGCUUUCUCUCUGUGCCUUGUUUGGGAGCCCUUAUGAAAAAUGCAUGGCAUCUUCACCCAGCUUCAUUAUUGUCUUAAAAAUAGGUGGUGGACCAUUAGGGGCUUUUGCCUUUUUGCGUAGGAGCUGGCCGCCACGGCAUCUUUAAGCCCCAUUCCCCCCUGGGGCUACAGUGUGCUCUCCAUGCUUGGCUUUUUGUCCUCGUUAAUUAGAGACCUCUUUGACUGGGGGAGGUAUCACACUGGAGCAUUUGAUUUCACAGCUACACAGAUUCAUCCACCGAUUGCUUUUGUUUUUUUUUGCUUUUCCUACUAAAUUAAUCAUGUUAUUUACCAGAAUAGCAGGUGAUCAUUUAUGUGCGUGUGUAUAUAAAUAUAUAUAUAUAUAUAUAUAUAUAUAUAUUGAUUGCAGUUGUUCAUAAAAUUAUGUACAGCUUUGCCAGCAGCACUCCAAGUGACUUACCGCAAAUGGAUUGUGCCUUUGUAAGCCCUAUAUAUAGACACAGCAGUGCAACUUUUCCAGCACACACUUUGCCAAGUAACUCACACAUUGAGUGAUUAAUGAUGAGUUUGUUGGUGACGUUUCUGUCUUUCUGAAGACAUCAGAAUGACCCUCAUGUCCAAGAGAGGGAAACUUCUUCUCUGUUUUUGGAGACAAUAUCUGUUAAUAACUCCAGCCUCUGUAGUGCAACGAUCUCCCAGUCCAGAUCUACGAGUGUUACUCCUCACAUGCAGACUUAAAUAAUGAAUACACCCUAUACUAUACUGUAUGGACAGAGACCAGUGAUGUGAAGAGGCGAAAGCACCAUAGUACUAUUUCCAUAACGUAUACAGAUUUGCAAAUUGGAAUGCGCGCGAUGUCAAGGUUGAAUUUGCGGCUGAGGUUACGUUAAAUCCCCGGGAACUCGUAGGGCCUCUAAAUGACACCCAUGAGGUUAUAGAGCUGUGAGUGCUUCCUCUUCCACUGCACCGAGUGUCACGCUGGUCCCACCCCUACACACAUCGCUCGAGUCUCUGUGACGAAGAGGUGCUGUAUAGCUGUGCUAUGAAACACCUUAAAUCAUACAGGCCAUACCAACACUAAUAUUUCCUUUGAAGAUAAAAUGGUGGUACCCAUAUCCAUAUGGCCAUAUUAAGAUGAUCUCUUCCGUGCUCCAGGGUGAUGCUGAUAGGUAGAUAAUGUGGUUACCCAUGAAAAAGCUGUUAUGACUCAUCCAAUUGGGGCCAGUAACAGAUGUAGCAGCUCAAAGAAAG
Molecule: messenger RNA, 5591 nt
Organism: Clupea harengus (Atlantic herring)
Lineage: Eukaryota; Metazoa; Chordata; Actinopteri; Clupeiformes; Clupeidae
Gene: pde11a
Product: phosphodiesterase 11a
Biological process (GO): signal transduction
Molecular function (GO): protein binding; 3',5'-cyclic-nucleotide phosphodiesterase activity
Source: RefSeq, a predicted model, not a curated record